Messenger RNA from Erigeron canadensis, 612 nucleotides. RefSeq lists its product as uncharacterized. The transcript has 2 exons. Bases 22 to 504 code for a protein of 160 amino acids. Lineage: Eukaryota; Viridiplantae; Streptophyta; Magnoliopsida; Asterales; Asteraceae. The record is from RefSeq and is a predicted model, not a curated record.
UGCAAGCAUAUACUAUAUAUCAUGAAGAGAAAACUCAUAACAUCCAUUCCUGAUCGCUAUAUAAUACCGAGAUGGACAAUGAAAGCAACUUAUAAUGUAGGAAGUACUGGUAGAUGGAUGGGUGUUAAUGAUCAUGGUGCUGAAGAAGUUAGUUUCAUGAGUUUGUGGUCCAUUAGAGCAAAGUUCAACAAAGCACUCGAAGAAGGUCGAGAUUCCCUGUCUGAAAUUAAAAGACUUGAUAUAUUGCUUGAUGAUUAUGUUGAAGAGCAAUACACAAGAAAGAAUAAUACACCUGAGGUGGAUUUUGAAAAUGAUUCUAUUGCACCUACAGUCACGCAAGUGGAUAUGUCACAACAAUUUUUUGUUUCUGAUCCCAUACUACCUGUCAAGACAAAAGGUCGUCCAAAAGUUUCUACAAGGAUGAAAUCUAGUAUAGAGAAGGCUUUGGAACCAAAGAAAAAAAAAUCUUGCGCUUAUUGUAAGGGGGCAGAAAAAGAUGGAUGAAUCAAAAAGGGACAAGAUGGCAAAAAGAAAUGCUUGAGUACAAGUGGCUUCAAAGUUAAGUUAAUUUUUUCGAGCAACUUGGUCGGUUCUAAGCGGACGAAUCUGAUA